This is a messenger RNA of Ylistrum balloti, 1365 nucleotides long. RefSeq names its product ATP-dependent DNA helicase RecQ-like. The coding region runs from base 1 to 1365 and encodes 454 amino acids. The record is from RefSeq and is a predicted model, not a curated record. Gene Ontology annotation, cellular component: nucleoplasm; cytoplasm; chromosome. Lineage: Eukaryota; Metazoa; Mollusca; Bivalvia; Pectinida; Pectinidae. Gene Ontology annotation, molecular function: 3'-5' DNA helicase activity; four-way junction helicase activity; ATP binding. The transcript has a single exon. Gene Ontology annotation, biological process: double-strand break repair via homologous recombination; telomere maintenance.
AUGGAUGUAACUGAACUAAAACUAAAGUUUGAAGCAAUAAAAGGAAAAUAUGGUAUUGAUUUUGAUCCUAAACCGGAACAAUUGCAAGUUGCUAAGUAUAUUAUUGAAAAACAAAAUGUAAUAGGAUUGCUUCCUACUGGAUAUGGAAAGACAUUUUGUGCCGCUCUGUCGUCAAUGCUGGUCAACAUAGAAAAUCCUAUUUCAUUAGUUAUCUCACCUUUAAGGGCACUUAUGGAUGACCAAAUACAGACUCUUAACAACUGGAACUUUACGGCCGUUAAAAUAGAGCCGGAUAUGGAUUCCGGAAUUGUUAAGGAUGUAAAAGAAGGCAAAUUCAAUUUUGUAUUUUCCUCCCCGGAAAUGGCUCUCAAACCGUAUUGGAAAGAUAUUUUCAUGUCAAAAGUGUGGAGAGAAAACACUAUUGCCCUCGUCGUAGACGAAGUACAUUGUGUGUCUGAAUGGGGCGAGGACUUCAGGAAAGAGUUCAGGCAUUUACACGAACUUCGAUCGGCAAUACGGGCCCCUGUCUUAGCACUAACUGCUACUUCUACAGAGGCUGUUAAACAAGACAUCAAAAAAUACCUCCAGAUUGAUGAUGCGGUAGUUAUCGAAAAAUCACCAGACCGGCCUAAUAUAUUCCUCGAUUUUCAAAAAGCCGACUCUACAGAUUUAGAAGAAAAAAAAGACUGGCUGUUGACUCAUCUACGCGAGAGAGGUUCAGCUGCGAAAAAAAUAAUUGUAUAUUGCCGCAGCAUAGAUAGAGUUGCCGAUGUAUUUAUUAUAUUACGGCGCAGUUUGGGAAUAGAUGCUUACGUGGAUAAUAUUAAAGAUUCCAAUCAUGCUCUGAUUGAAAUGUUUCACAGGAGUAUACAUGAAGAGUCUAAAACUAGAAUUAUCAGGAAAUUUAAGGACCCUAACUCAAAUCUGCGUUGUUUAAUUGCCACUGUAGCUCUGGGUAUGGGCAUACAAAUUAACGAUAUAGAUAUAGUGAUGCAUCUUGGGAGUCCCAAAUCCAUUCUGAGCUAUUGGCAGGAGGCUGGCAGAUGUGCAAGAGACGGUCGACCUGGCUAUUCUUUCGUUUUAUACGACAAUUUUACCUUGUCUUCAAAGGGUACAAGCAAGGACGUUAAGUCUAUUGUUGAUGGUGACAUCUGCUACAGGAAGACAAUUUUGAAGUACCUAGGCAAUAAAGAGGAUCGUAACGUUGAGGAGGUUUGUGACGGAGAAUGUGACACAGAAAGAUGCCUUUGUUCUAAAUGCAUGUGCUGUUCACACUGUCAACAGCAAUGCCCGUGUAAGGGAAAGGAAUUUGAUGUAGUGAAAUUCGCCAACUUUACCGACGGACCAACGAACCCGUUUUAUUAA